AUGGCCGAAUCCAAACAUCCAGAUCUCACUUCCUUCAAGGCCCUGAGCUUCGACGUAUACGGCACACUGAUAGACCAGAACGCGGGGCUUCUCAAAUCGCUGAGCGCCAUCACCUCGCAGCUGCCGGCGGACCACGCGCUGAACGAGGAGCCGCCGGUCCAGGCGCUGGCGCGGUUCCGGGAGCAGGUGCUGGCGCUGGAGGCGCGCGAGCCGACGCUGCUGUUCAACGAGAACCAGGCCAUGAGCGCGGUGGCGCUGGCGCACGAGCUGGGCGUGAGCCUGUCCGACAGCGUCGCGGAGCCGUUCGGCAACGCCCCCGGCACCUGGGCGCCGUUCCCGGACACGGUGGACGCGCUGCGGCGGCUGGGCGCCCGCUUCCGCCUCGCCGUGCUGAGCAACGUCGACAACGCCAACUGGCGCAGCACCCAGGAGCGCCAGCUCGCCGGCGUGCGCUUUGACGCCGUCUGCACGGCGCAGGACAUCGGGUCGUACAAGCCCGACCGCAAGAACUUUGAGUACCUCUUCGGCCACUGCCGCAAGGAGCUGGGCGUGGACCCGGACAAGGGAGAGCUGCUCCAUGUGGCGAAGAGCUUAGAGUUGGACCACGUGCCCGCGAAGGAGCUGGGGCUGAGGAGCGUGUGGAUCAGUAGGGGCGGCGACCAGGAGCUUGAGAAAUUCCAAGGGCGUGUUGCGUACGAGUGGAAGUUUGCUACGCUUGGAGAGUUUGCCGACGAGGUUGACAGACAGUUCAAGGCAAAGGGCCAGUGA
This is a messenger RNA of Neoarthrinium moseri, 768 nucleotides long. RefSeq lists its product as uncharacterized. The record is from RefSeq and is a predicted model, not a curated record. Bases 1 to 768 code for a protein of 255 amino acids. Lineage: Eukaryota; Fungi; Ascomycota; Sordariomycetes; Amphisphaeriales; Apiosporaceae. The transcript has a single exon.